Crotalus tigris (Tiger rattlesnake) is the source of this 776-nucleotide messenger RNA. RefSeq names its product prostaglandin E synthase 3 like (gene PTGES3L). Gene Ontology annotation, biological process: protein folding; chaperone-mediated protein complex assembly. The record is from RefSeq and is a predicted model, not a curated record. The transcript has 7 exons. Bases 74 to 541 code for a protein of 155 amino acids. Gene Ontology annotation, molecular function: Hsp90 protein binding; protein-folding chaperone binding. Gene Ontology annotation, cellular component: nucleus; cytosol. Lineage: Eukaryota; Metazoa; Chordata; Lepidosauria; Squamata; Viperidae.
AUCGGGCCGGCAAAAUGAAACGUCAUUUCCGGUCCUAUGAGACGCGACAGAGAAAAUCUUCAUGCGGAAGUAGAUGUGGCCUUCAGUUCUUUUUAACACGCGCAGACAACCAGCCAAAACUCUAUGGUAUGACCGUCCACGAUAUGUAUUUCUGGAAUUCUGCGUGGAAGACAGCAGGGAUGUAAAAGUGGACCUUGAUGAUUACAAGGUAAUAUUCAGCUGUAAGAAUACUGAUGGCACUGAAAUAUACAACGAGAUUCACUUUUAUGCCCGACUAAAUUCCAAGGAUUCCCACAAUAAGCGUUCAGGCAGAUCCAUCACACUCUUUGCACGCAAGUGGAAGGAUAAAGUGCCAUGGCCACGUCUCACCAAAGAAGAUUUCAAGCCAGCAUGGCUCUCAGUGGACUUUGAUAACUGGAGAGAUUGGGAAGGAGAUGAAGAAAUGGAAGCAGCCAUGGUUGAACAAUAUGCAGAGCUCAUGCAAAAAGUCACUAAGAAAGAUCCACCACCAGCCAUGGAUGAUCUUGAUGAUGACAGCUGAAAGGUACAACUUCCUGACUGGACUGCUACCUAAGUUUACUACAGCUACAGUCAACAGUGACAUGGGAGUAGGCAUCACAUUGGCUAAGGCCUAGGACAAGGAAGCAGAUUGAUGUGUCAAAGUGUUUCAAAUUUAUUUGUUUUCAAUGGGUGUUAAAUUAUUGCAAUGUAAUUUUUCUGGAUGACUUUAAUAAACAACUCUUUGCACCAAAUCUGGGAGCGAAGUUGGCCCUAAA